CGUUAUAAAUUCCUUGUUUCCUCAUUUCGCAUCCCGAGCCACUCUAAGCAUCAAAACUAGGCCAAGUACUGCUCUCCCACUUGGGAUCGGGCUUGCCGUCGAGAAGGCUCUCAGCAGAGUCCACGUCCUCAGGGGUGGGGGCGAACCUGGUGUGGAAUCUGCAGCGAGAAAUCGUGACGCUGUGGGAAGCCAGCACGUUUGAAGGUCUAGCCGCGGUGUUUGGCGGGCUUCGACCCGCUGUUCCAAAUACAAACCGUCGGCGCGAGCAGCACACCGGGCAGCCGUCCUGCCACAGGGACUCCUUGCUGGAUGCUGGGCUCCCGUGGCUAUCUCUGGUUGUGAAUGCAAUCUGUCCCUCUCCUCUUCGGAGCCCGCUUCUUUGCUCAGCCGCUGCUGGAUCCAAGCUGUACUUGUAUCUUACUCUUCUUCAAAAUAUUUAUUCUGCUGGUACUGAAGAGGAUGUGUUCCAGGGACAUACUUUGUUGUCAGAAAUCCCAUUACCUGAGGAGCUUCAUGCCCAGAGGAUUCAUUACUCAAGGUGGAAUAGUGGCUGAACGUAAUGUUAAAUAAUGGCAACAGGUGACUUAAAGAGAAGCUUACGGAACCUAGAACAAGUGCUUCGUUUGCUAAGUUAUCCUCAGGAGGUGGAUUGUGUAGGUCUGAUAAAGGGAGAGACGGCGGCAUGCUUGCCCAUCAUCAGCUACUCCCUGACCUCAUACUCAUCUUACGUAGCGGAGCUUCUGGUGGAGUCCAAUGCCGAGCUCACAGCAAAGAACGACUUGCGCUUUAUAGACACUGUCUAUAAGCUUCUCCGUGAUCAAUUUAAUUAUAAACCAAUCUUGACGAAAAAGCAGUUUCUCCAAUGUGGAUUUGCAGAAUGGAAAAUCCAGAUUAUUUGUGAUAUUUUGAAUUGUGUGAUAAAAAAGCACAAGGAGUUGAGUGGUAUGGAGAAGACUCCUUCACAACAAAGGAAAAACAUCAAUUUUGUUAAGCCAGAACCUUCUUCAAGCAGUGAGAAGACAUCUGUAGAACCUGUCGGCAUUGACAUCACCGGCAGGUUUAUGACUUCAGGCAAGAAGAAGGCUGUCGUGAUCCGUCACCUCUACAAUGAAGAUGGUGUGAACAUUCCUGAGGAUACGUUACGCACAGUAACAGAUGUUAACGACACGUUCGCUGUGUGUGAGAUAAAGGAUACCGAAAUAAAGAAUCCUGAAGAAAAGGUCCCUGAAAUCAAGUCUGAGCAACAAGAUAUAAAAGUUAAUCCUGAGAUUACUGCACUGCAUAGUAUGCUUGCUGAGUGCCAAGAAAAGCUUAAGAAACUGACUCAGAUAGAGAGCAGAUUAGACUCUUUGGAGGAAAAAAUGAGAGGGAAAGUGAUGGUGGAUGAGAGAACCUGGACUAAUCUUCUCAGUCGUGUCACUCUACUUGAAACAGAACUGCUUCUGUCCAAAAAGAAUGAUGACUAUACAGAAUAUAAUGAAAUGAAUGAAGAUUAUUCUUCUACUAGUGACAUGGAUAUUCUGAAACUUGAAAGAAAGAGCAAAGAAAAGGAAGCAAAUAUUCCUCUGUCCUCUGAUUAUCAUAGUACAGUAUCAAUAGACACAACACCCAGAACCUCAGUUAUUAAUUACUGUGGCUUGAAAGAUAUUUCAGAGGAAACAACAAUCCAGAAAAUGGAAAGGAUGAAAAAAAUGUUUGAAGAAACUGCUGAAUUACUAAAAGGAAAACUCCUGUGCCAGGACAUUUCUUUUACAGAGUGAAGUCAUUAUAGCACCGUAUUUUUGUGUUGACAUUUGUUGGCAGUGUGCUAAGUAAUGUGUUUUUAAAGUACAGGCUUCGGGACCAUAGUUUACAUCCUGUUGGAAACGCUCCAACUGGGACUUGCAUAUUGUACCCAGGAGGCUGUCGUACAUACCAUUUUGCCAUCUGUACUGAUGAGUAUGUUGUAAUGAAAAGUUCAGAAUGCUCAUUGAAAAUUAAAUAAAACAAAAAUACGGCGAUUUAAUUCUUAGUGAAAAAGCAGCAACGCAUUUUCAGCUAACAUUGAGAAAGUGUGGGUGUGAGUCCCCUUCGGUGUUUAGAAGCAGGUUGGCGAGUUCCGUGAAGAACAUGGUGAGGACUUCAGUGCUCUGCUCUGUGACACGUUCAGGACCAGCCGCGGAGGCACAGAUGGUGGCUGCCCGCCGUUACAAGUACACGGGGAGGGUUUGGUUUUUUUUUAAGUGAUGGGAAGUAAUAUAUUUUUCUGGAGAGAGAAAAUGUCUUAGAUGAAGUUAAAUCAAGAGAAAAAAGAAAAAAAUUCACUUUAAAUUACUAAAUAAAUUAUUAUUUUUUAACUUUAUAAAUAAAAAUGUAGUAAUCAUCCUGGAUAAUCUUCAAGAAAAUUUAUUCCAUUUUUUGUGAGGAAACAGGAGAGUACUUUUUCUUUGUUAUUAUUGUUUAUCUGACUGUAUGUUAUUUAUUCAUCCAUUUAUAUUAUAUGUGUGUACUUUCAAAUUUGUAACAUGAAACAUUACCAUUAAGAUAAAAUUCUAAGUAGAAAUAACUGUUAAGAAAGCAUAUUUAUUAUCUAGUACAUGCUAAGUAAUUAGACUUUAAAAUUAUGAACUUUUAAAGUUCACAUAAAAACUCAUAUUUACUAGUUUCAGUAAACAUUCUAAGGCAAAUCCAGUCAGCUUUAUAUUUUCAAUUACAAAAAAUGUAUAAAAAUCAAGAACUUCAAAGAAAAACUCUUAUAAUUAACUUCUAAAAUAUUAGUACCAGCAUGGAAUUAUAGCACCACCUUGUGGUUCAUAUGCCACAAAAAGUGUUUU
Molecule: messenger RNA, 2813 nt
Organism: Phyllostomus discolor (pale spear-nosed bat)
Lineage: Eukaryota; Metazoa; Chordata; Mammalia; Chiroptera; Phyllostomidae
Gene: CEP44
Product: centrosomal protein 44
Exons: 14
Coding region: 570-1760 (396 amino acids)
Cellular component (GO): centrosome; spindle pole
Source: RefSeq, a predicted model, not a curated record